Molecule: messenger RNA, 1558 nt
Organism: Chara braunii
Lineage: Eukaryota; Viridiplantae; Streptophyta; Charophyceae; Charales; Characeae
Source: the annotation of a GenBank genome assembly
CGGCCUUAAUUAAGAACAACUAUCCCAUGCGCCGCACGGAUGAGUUGUUUGACCAUCUGGCAGGCAACCGCUUCUUCACAAAGAUCGAUCUUUGUGGCGGUUAUCACCAGAUCUGCGUUGCUGCAGAGGAUCAACCGAAGACCACCUUCCGGUCGCACUUCGACCACUACGAGUUCACGGUGAUGCCAUUCGGCCUCACCAAUGCACCCGCCACCUUCCAUACGAUGAUGAACGACAUCUUCAGGGGCAUCCUUGAAGAAUACGUUCUCAUAUACCUGGACGAUAUCUUGGUCUACAGUCGUAUCUUAGAAGACCAUAUCAGACACAUCCGCGAUGUCCUGCAGCGCUUACGCAAGCAUGACUUUUAUGCCAAGCUUAGUAAGUGCCGCUUUGCCCAACGCAAAGUGAACUUCCUAGGACACCAUGUCUCUGACCAGGGUCUCCACAUGGACGACGAGAAGAUCACUCCUAUUGCAGAGUGUCCCGUCCCCACAUCUGCCAAGCAGCUUCGCAGUUUCCUAGGCCUCAUGAGCUACUAUAAGCACAAAGAGCAGGUUCUGGGGAGAGGGCAGGUACCAGGGCAAGCAAUCCCUAUCCUGCCCAUGAGGACGGCGCACGACCGUCGUGGCCUCGGAGUAGGUGCACUGAGGAACGAAUGGUCACAGAAGCCCACCACGUCUCCAGACAAGACAGCAUUCGUUCUAGUUAGUGCUUCCAAUAUUCCGACCUCCUUCAAUGUGGGGAUGGUUAAUCAGCCAACGCAGAUAUCUCAGUCCUCCGGUAGCAAAACAAGGACAACUGUUUGGAGACAAGUGGCUCAAAACGCUGCGUUAAAAGCCAAUCAUGCACAGGCAGGGGGGUCCAUCCUUGCCUCAGCUACGGUUGAAAAGGAGGUAAUAGAGAAAGUAUCAGAGUUAAAAAUCUCUAAUCAAACCAAGAACAAAGGGGAAAAGGAUGGAAUCCUUACAAAGCCAUUAGUGGAGCUGGUUGAAGCAGCAACUGCCCUUCCCCUGAACGAAGCAGUCACCCCCACCCCCAACAACCGUCACAUCACAGACACAAAGAACCCUCUCUCAAAGGGAGAAGAGAUCAAGGAGAAGGGAGAAGACAGCAAGGGGAUGGGAAGAAAGACGGCAGGCAAGGAAAGGGGACUUGAAAGUCUCCAGGCAGAACAAGGGAAGGAGGAAUUAGAAGAGGAUAUGGAUGAGGAUGAGGAGGAUGCUCGGUCGGAUGCCUCCUUCCAGGACUCAUCAAGCUCAUUUGAGGACGCCGUGGUGCCAAAAGAAAAAAGAGGGAGCAAAUAAAAUGAAGAGGAGGCCAAGGUAGGAACGGCCAAUGCAUCACACAAACAAAUUGGGAAGGAGGAAUUAGAAGAUGAUAGGGCUGAGGAUGAGGAGGAUGCUCGAUCAGAUGCCUCCUUCCACUCAUAUGACUCGUCCAUCUCAUUUGACGACGCCGCGGUGCCAAAAGAAAAAUUUAAAGAAGGAGAAAAGAAAAAGGAGAGGGGGCGAAGGUAGGAACGACCAAUGCAUCACACAAACAAAUUAAACCACCAGUA